Molecule: messenger RNA, 960 nt
Organism: Echinostoma caproni
Lineage: Eukaryota; Metazoa; Platyhelminthes; Trematoda; Plagiorchiida; Echinostomatidae
Source: the annotation of a GenBank genome assembly
AUGGUACGUGAGCAACGGGCGGGCGAUUUGUCUGAUUGUGAACAAUUGGUUGACCAACUGGAAAAGGCCCAGACUAAAUACGUGGAUUGGUUCACACAGCUUAGUCAGGUGCAACAGGGCUUAGCCAAUGUGUCAAAUAUGCUGGAAAAUCCACAGUCCGAUCUGUGGGGAGUGAGUUUGGAUAUCUCAAAGGACCGUGGUGGACUGGAUGAUCAGAUACGUCAAUUGGCUGCCCUGGAACAGGACUUAAUCGAUCGGCUCCAACCUGGGUUGCAACAACUGUGCGAUGAAGUUCACCAGGUCGGGGCUAAUAUCCAUGGUCUGGAAACGACACAGGCUGAAUUGAAUGAUCUGGUGGAAGUAGUUCGACACAAAUUACACUGUUUGCAUUUGAUUCGAGGACAUUUGAAAGAUCUGGUUGAACGCAGUCGUUACGAACUGGACGAACUACAAAAAGUAACCGCAAAGCUGACUGAGUUUACGUUUCACGUGACAAAAGCCGACACCCCGUGGACCGAGUCUGACGUGGAGCAAGAUGUGCUAGGUGUACUGCACCGUUUCGCUCAGGAUUUGAGUCACCGAGAAACGCUGGUCACACACCUGUUGGACGAGUUGGAUCAGGUGGUCGGGGCAAAAGCGGUUGGACCUGGGUUCGAUAGAUUGGAUCGACGUCAAGGCCGUUCACGAAACGGAAAGCAAAUCGAACAGCUGGACAAUGAGCUACGAACAACAUGGAAAUAUGUGAGCGGCGAAUUGUUGGUCAACGCAGGCGAGACCAGUAUUAAAACCGCAAUAUCCUGGCACAAGAAUACGAUUGGUUUUGCUCAAGAGUGUGCGUAUUUGGAUUUGCUGGUGCAUGUGUCGGAACCGCUAGAGGGCAUUUAUUGCAUUUAUUUUGAGGAUGUGAAAAGGACAAAGAGUGGAAUAAUGUCAAUUUGUGAAGAACUGGAUUUACACUAG